This is a messenger RNA of Cinclus cinclus, 1629 nucleotides long. It is a transcript of the gene RRP8, whose product is annotated as ribosomal RNA processing 8. Gene Ontology annotation, molecular function: methyltransferase activity. The record is from RefSeq and is a predicted model, not a curated record. Gene Ontology annotation, biological process: regulation of transcription by glucose; rDNA heterochromatin formation; cellular response to glucose starvation. Lineage: Eukaryota; Metazoa; Chordata; Aves; Passeriformes; Cinclidae. The transcript is spliced from 8 exons. Gene Ontology annotation, cellular component: rDNA heterochromatin; chromatin silencing complex; nucleolus. Bases 1 to 1587 code for a protein of 528 amino acids.
AUGACACCCCAACCUGGCCCCACCCUGGUGGGGGUCCCCUGCUCGGCCCGGAACUCUCCGGCCCCACCCCCGCUUCGGGUAGCCGCAGCCUCCCUCUCGCGGCCUCCCCAACCUGUCCCCGCUCGGUGCCGGUGCCGUCCCGCCGUUACCGGGUGCGUGUCCCGGCGGCUCCGCGGGGCGGCGGCUGCGGCGGGCGCGGGACGGCGCGGGGGCUCCGCCCCGAGACAGCUCCCCCUGCCGGCCGGAACCCGCACCGGCCACGGCUCCGCCACACGGCACCGGGCGGGGCAGCGAGUGGGGCGGGGCUAUCGCCGGGGAACGCGGUCAUGCGUGGUGAGGCGGGGCGAUGGGGCGUGCCGAAUUCACCGGGGACGCGGUUAUCGGGCCGAGGGCGGAGCGGGGUGUCCGCGGCACCGCCCGGGCCUCCGGGACGCGAGGAGGUGCUGUUGCCGCGGCACUUCCCGGGCGGGAGCACGUGCGUCCCAGUACCGAUCGAGGGUCUCAGCUCCCAUCUUCGCGGAGCAGGACUGGAACGAAGCGGCGGAGCCGCUGCCCCGCGGCGCCCUGGCGGGUCCGGGCCGGCCGGGCCCCGCGACGGGAAAGAGGCGGCUGCCCGGGACCGGUCGGCACGGCGAAGCGGCGCGGAAGCGGCCCCGGAAGCGGAAGAAGGCCGGCGGGCCGCGGGCCGCGCGCGGGGAGCUCCCGGCAGGUCCCGAAGAGCUCCGAGAGGUCGGGCAGCGGCCAGACACAGAUGUCCCGGAUGAGCCGGCGGAGGAGUCCGGGAAGCCGGUGGGGCUGAGCCGUAGGCAGCGGCGGAACCGGCAGAAGCGGCAGGCAGAGCCGCCGGCGGGGUCGGACGGGGAGCAGGGUUCAGGGCCGGGCCCCCCGGACCCGUCGGGCUCCGCGGAGGCUCCACCGGAGCCACGCUCGGCCGCGCUCCGCGCGCGAAUGGAGGAACGGCUGCUCGGCGCCCGGUUCCGCUACCUGAACCAGCAGCUCUACACCGGGAGCAGCCGGGACGCGGCGCGGCUCUUUCGCGCUGACCCUGCCGCUUUCCACCUGUACCACCGAGGCUUCGAGCGGCAGGUGCGGCGCUGGCCCGAGCGCCCCGUGCAGCGCAUCGUGCGCUACCUGCGCCGCCGGCCAGCGUCGCUAGUGGUGGCGGAUUUCGGGUGCGGGGACUGCACACUGGCUGCCAGUGUCAAAAACCAGGUGCACUGCUUCGACCUGGUGCCACUGUGCCCGCGGGUCACCGUCUGUGACAUGGCCAAGGUUCCACUGGCGGCUGAGUCGGUGGACGUGGCCGUGUUCUGCCUGGCGCUGAUGGGCACGAACCUGCAGGAGAUCCUUGGAGAGGCCAACCGUGUGCUCAAGCUUGGGGGGACCCUGAUGGUGGCUGAGGUGGCCAGCCGCUUUGAGGACACCCGUGCCUUCCUGAAGGCCAUGAUGCAGCUGGGCUUCAAGACCAUCUCCAAGGACCUCUCCAGCUCCUACUUCUACCUGUUGGAGUUCACCAAGACGGGCCCGGCCCGGCCCGGCCCUGCUCCCGGGUUGCGCCUGCGACCGUGUUUGUACAAGCGGCGGUGACCGGAGCGGCGGGACAGGGGGCGGGGCCACGGGGCUGGCCCC